UAAAAAAUAAUUAAAGAUGAGUGGUGCAACCAACUUAGAUGAGGAAUGGGUAGAAAAAUUAAAGUAUAGACUAUCGGUCAUUAAAAAACAUGAAAAUGUAAGAGUAAGUGGACAAGAGCCAACAAUGUUUGAAGUUUCAAAAAUUUUACGAGAUGCUCAGCCUAAGGCCUACGAGCCAAAGAUUGUGUCACUCGGGCCGUACCAUUAUCACAAGCCCCACCUUCGAGCCAUGAAUCAACAACACAAGUGGUCGUUGCUCAAUAAGUUGCUAGAUCAAGACCGGUCCAAGGAUCUCAAGUAUUAUCUCAAGGUAAUCAAGGACAACGAAACUAGAGCUCGCAAUGCUUACCCAACGCAAUCGAUGAUCGGCAUAUGUGAAAAUCAGUUUGUGACGAUGAUGCUGUUGGACUGUGUGUUUGUCAUCGAGAUUUUGUGGCUGUGGAAGAAGAGUCCGGAAGGAAUAAAAAACCUGGUCUUUAUGAGUGAGCAACGAUCACAGAUAAUAGUGGCACGAGACAUGUUGUUGUUGGAGAAUCAACUGCCCUUCUUUUUGAUCGAGACCUUGUUCGACUCCGCAUUUACUGGUCAUCCAGGCGUGCGCGGCAAGCUAAAGAGCUGGCUGGGUGAAUUCUUCAGUGGCUUUUUGGAUAGUAAGAUAUCACAAGUACCUAAUGUAGACUCGGCUGCAACGGAGAGAACUGAUCGUCAUCAGUCGAUUACGAGGCUGGGAUGGAUUCCGAGUGCGACUCGACUGGAGGAGACAAGAAUCAAAUUCAGGAGGAAUAAGAGCCCCACAGAUGCUCAGUUGUUGGGCAUCACUUUCGAGAAAGGGUUCCUAAAAGGGGUGCUAACGAUCCCCCAGUUUGAGGUCGACGAUGACACCAACAUUCUCUUCAGGAAUCUCAUCGCGUUGGAACAGUGCGAUAUUAGGAACAUCGCCGAUGUCGGCGCCCCUUUCACGGCCUAUGUUUUCUUCAUGUCUUGCAUCAUUCACACUGCUGCAGAUGUCGAAAUACUCCAGCGAAACGACAUCAUCAUCAGCGGGAUCGGCAGCAACAGACAAGUCGCUCGUCUCUUCAACAGUCUUUGCAAGGAGGUGGUGGUCGACAGCGACAAAUGCUACCUUUCGCAAGUCGUCAAGGAGGUCAAUGCACACAGUAACAGCAUAUGGAAGAGCUGGUGGGCGGAGCUGAUUUAUAAAUACUUCCGUACUCCUUGGUCAUUUAUCUCAUUUGCUGCAGCCUUUUUGUUCUUCACCAUGGCGGUCGUGCAACUCACUUUUACUAUUAAAAAUUACAAAUUACAAAUUAUAAAUUAUAAAUUACAAGUCAACAAAACUCAUCAGUAAGUCAACUUGUAAUUUGUUGUUUCGGAAAUAGUUCUUUUCUAAAAGAAAUGGAGAUGGUUUCUAAAAGAGAUGGAGAUGGA
Molecule: messenger RNA, 1428 nt
Organism: Zingiber officinale
Lineage: Eukaryota; Viridiplantae; Streptophyta; Magnoliopsida; Zingiberales; Zingiberaceae
Product: UPF0481 protein At3g47200-like
Exons: 2
Coding region: 17-1348 (443 amino acids)
Source: RefSeq, a predicted model, not a curated record